CGUAACUCCUUCAGAUGAGUCUCGGUUGUCCAAACUACUAUUAAAUGAAAACAAUACUUUUAUUGACCAUCAUACAGUGGUGUAAAUAAACGGUAAUAAACGAUGUAACUGUGCAGUGUAUACUAGCUAUAGACGUCAGAUUGAAGAUAUGUAAUCAUGGCUGAAGAUAGAGAAGUAUUAAGAGAAAUAUGGGAAGGCAGGAUACCUGUUUGCUUUACACUUGCAGAAGAGGAAGUUUAUAGUGGUGAACAGCCAGACCCAUAUUAUUUACUGGUUCCAAGGCAAAGUUAUUUCCCUCUAGUUACAGAUAAAGUUCAGCGUCAUUUUGUUCAAAGUGUCGACCCUGAGAAACAUGGAGAAAUGUGGCUGGAAUAUGAAGGGCAGCCUUUAAAAUGGCAUUAUCCUGUUGGUGUUCUAUUUGAUCUCUUUACAAGUGGUAAUUGUUUACCAUGGAAAAUUACAGCGCAUUUUCAGGGGUUUCCUGAAGAAGAGCUCUUACAUUGCCCUUCAAAAGAAGCAAUCGAGUCCCAUUUUAUGUCUGUGGUGAAAGAAGCCGAUGCUUUAAAACAUCGUGGACAGCUGGUCAAUAAUAUGCAGAAAAAAGACCAUAAACAAUUAUGGACUGGAUUACAAAAUGAUAAAUUUGAUCAGUUUUGGUCAGUAAAUAAAAAGUUAAUGGAAUCAUCAGGAGAAGAUAUGUUUAAAUAUAUUCCAUAUAGAAUUUAUCAGAUAGACAGACCAUAUAUACAGAAAUUAUUUCGACCAGUGACAGAAGAAGGUGAUUAUAAUACACUGGCUGAUUUAUUAAAGUCUGUUAAUGGUGGGGAAUCUACAGAUAAUAGAGAAGAUGUUUUGAAGAACAGGCGUGUUUUAAUACAGGGUAUCGAACCACCAUUAGAAACACCAGUUUUAUGGUUGAGUGAACAUUUUAGUUAUCCAGAUAAUUUUCUUCAUAUAUGUAUUGUAAAUAAAAUCAAAAAUGAGAGCUGAUAUGUGAUUUAAUAAAGCUAUAUUUAUUGUAACUUGAUAAAUGAAGCACGCUUUUUCAAAAUGCCAUGUGUAAAUUCGGGAGGAUAAACAGAUUCCAUUGGAAAUGGCAUUUAAUUGUAAAAUUAAAUUCUAGAUAUUAUAUGAAAGUUUUUAAUGCAUAUUUCAUAAAUACAACUUAAUAUAUUUGUGAUGGCCAUAAUUAAGAUGUUUUUGACAGAGGUGAGAACAUAAUCAAGUCACAUUAAAGACCCAACUGUUUCACAGAGGAUUACGAAAAUCGUCUAAUAUCUCUGUAAAAGAUGCCUACCUUCAACACGUGACGUCUCAUCAGGCUGCGUCAAUCAUUGGCUCAGUGGCGCAUGCAUUGUUUCCAUAAGACCUUACUGGUUCGGGCAGAAUGGAGUCUUUACUCAUUUUAAUACCCAUUUACACUAAAUAGGAAAUAAUUUUUACCUACAAAUAUGCCAGACAUCUUUAUUUUUCUAAUACAUCAAAAAAAAUGUUUUAGAAUUUAAUUUGUCGGAGGAAAAAAGUUAAUAUUUGUGUCUCAUUAAGUCGCAUCGAUGUCAUCCUUAUCAGUGAUUGUAGCAAUCUAGCGAAUAUUCACUGCUGAUUAGUGUGCUAAGGAUUUAUGUCGUGGUGAGGGAACAUAACUCUAACUUGUCUUCUUCAUCGUGAUUGCCGACUCAUUUGAUGAACUGGCAACUUGAACAAGACUUGGGCUUUGACUCGGUACAAAAGUCAGCGACAUGGGACUUGACUUGGACUUGUUCCCACCUCUGGUUUUUAUACGGCCACAUUGAAAUGUAUAUUGUCAUCGCCCCGUCCGUCCGUCGUCCACAAUUGCUUGUGGACGCUCUAGAGGCUAAUUUCCAAUAAUUACUGCCAGAGUCAUGGCCCUUGAUCACUUUGAAAAAUCUUGUGGACGCUCUACAGGCAAAAGUUAAUAUCCGAUUGACUUUAAAUUUAUACAGUGUUUAAGGUCAUGGGACGAAUAAGUCUAUUCAUUUUCAGUGAUUUUCGAUAAUUGCUGCCAGAGUUGUGGCCCUUGAUCACUUCAAAGAAUCUUGUAAAUGCGCUAGACUCUAGAGGCUAAAGUUAAUAUCCAAUUGACUUUAAAUUUAUACACAGUGUUUGAGGUCAUGAGACAAGAAUCCCAUUGAUUUUCAAUGAUUUCCGAUUGACUUCAGAUUGAUACAUAGAGUUUAAGAUCUUGAGGCGAACAAGUAUAUUGAUUUUUUAAAUUAACUUUUAUGACUAGAACAGCUAAAUCCAUGAUAUUAAAAGUUUUGUAUACUAAACGUUAGCAUGGGGCAGAACUUUAUAAAAACCAAACAAAUUCUAAUAGUUUUCUGAUAAUUACUUCAUGAGUUGUUACUCUUAAUCAGAUUUUAGUGUAUUAUAAAAAUAUGAGACAACACUUGUUGACUCCCCGGACAAUUUAGCUGCUGUGGGCGUAUGUUUUGUUGCUUGGCAGCCUAUCUUUUAAUGAAUUUAAUAGUAUUUAGUAUUGUGGAUAUUUUUUGUUGAAAGAAAUUUUAUGAAAACAUUCUAUUUAAAUGUAUCGUAUUUUUUUUGUUGUAAUUAAUAAAAAAAUAAACUGGA
Patella vulgata (common limpet) is the source of this 2595-nucleotide messenger RNA. RefSeq names its product autophagy protein 5. The coding region runs from base 157 to 990 and encodes 277 amino acids. Lineage: Eukaryota; Metazoa; Mollusca; Gastropoda; Patellidae. Gene Ontology annotation, biological process: autophagy of mitochondrion; C-terminal protein lipidation; nucleophagy. The transcript has 9 exons. The record is from RefSeq and is a predicted model, not a curated record. Gene Ontology annotation, cellular component: phagophore assembly site membrane; cytoplasm; Atg12-Atg5-Atg16 complex.